AUGAAGUUUCUUGCCGUUGUCUCUAGCCUUGCCGCCAUCAUUGCCUUGGCCACUGCCCAGGGCACCGUGACCACAUAUACCGAAGAAGGUGUUAUUGGUGGCACGACUUAUGAUGUUGUUGUACUAGGUGUCCAGGAAACUGUCACUGAAACCGUCCUAUCCACCAUUACCACCACCAUUACCACUACAGCCUUCUCAGCUGUCUAUAACCAUGAGACCCCACUGAAUGAUUUCCUUGCUGACAGCUCUUUGAUCAACGCUCUCACUGCCGAUCCUUCAGUCUAUCGCGUAGUCACAGCACUCAACCCUCACCUUGCAACCCUUCUUUAA
Phycomyces blakesleeanus NRRL 1555(-) is the source of this 330-nucleotide messenger RNA. RefSeq lists its product as hypothetical. Bases 1 to 330 code for a protein of 109 amino acids. The transcript has 2 exons. The record is from RefSeq and is a predicted model, not a curated record. NCBI's taxonomy places the organism in Eukaryota, Fungi, Mucoromycota, Mucoromycetes, Mucorales, Phycomycetaceae.